GCCGGCCCCGCACUGCUGAGGAGCGGAGCCUCCGCCUGGGGGACCCCCAUCCCUGGCUGUCCCCCAAUUGCGCGUCCCUGCCCCACCCCCGCGGCCGAGCCAUCACUGGUGUGGCGGUCUCCGCUUGGCGGAAGAGCCUUGAGCGGUCACCCGGCCCCUCUCCACAGCCUCUUUGCAUCUCGGAUUUCGGGGCAGCCCCCUCCCCCACCCCUCCCUUGCACCCCUAUUUUUUCUGCGGUUCGCUUGGGUUUUGCAGCCGUCUAUUUUUGCAUCCCUUUUCAUUUUGUUUCUAGAAGGUUUGGGGGGGUGAGUCUGCACCGCACCCCUUCCCCUUUCUAACCUCCCCUGCCCUGACAGUCCCCCUUUUCAUCGCAGCUGGGGGGCCUAGGAUCCGUGCAUCCUACGCCGCGCUGCCAGCAACCCGCAGCGCGUGGCCGUGCGCCCCGGAAUUUGCAGCAGCUGCCUGAGGAGGGUCUCCCUCGCCCCCGCUGCCUUUGCUCCCCGAGCGUUCCGGAGCGUGUGGGGGGGCUUCUGCGCGCCGCACCCCAGCUUCUCCGCAGCCCCCCGCCCCGCGCGGGACUCGCCCCCCGCCGCCAAGAUGGUCAUCCAGAAGGAGAAGAAGAGCUGCGGGCAGGUGGUUGAGGAGUGGAAGGAGUUCGUGUGGAACCCGAGGACGCACCAGUUCAUGGGCCGCACCGGCACCAGUUGGGCAUUUAGCCUGCUGACCCCAUUUCCCCCCCCCCCCCCGCCUUNUUUCUACCUCGUCUUCUAUGGCUUCCUCACGGCGAUGUUCACCCUCACCAUGUGGGUCAUGCUGCAGACUGUCUCUGACCAUACCCCCAAGUACCAGGACCGACUGGCCACCCCGGGCUUGAUGAUCCGCCCCAAGACUGAGAAUCUUGACGUCAUUGUCAAUGUCAGUGACACCGAGAGCUGGGACCAGCACGUUCAGAAGCUCAACAAGUUCUUGGAGCCUUACAACGAUUCCAUCCAAGCCCAAAAGAAUGAUGUCUGCCGCCCUGGGCACUACUAUGAGCAGCCGGAUAACGGAGUUCUCAACUACCCGAAGCGUGCCUGCCAGUUCAACCGGACGCAGCUGGGCGACUGCUCGGGCAUCGGAGACCCGACCCAUUACGGCUACAGCACUGGGCAGCCCUGUAUCUUCAUCAAGAUGAACCGGGUCAUCAACUUCUAUGCAGGAGCCAAUCAGAGCAUGAAUGUUACCUGUGUGGGGAAGAAAGAUGAAGAUGCUGAGAAUCUCGGCAACUUUGUCAUGUUCCCUGCCAACGGCCACAUCGACCUCAUGUUCUUCCCCUACUAUGGCAAAAAGUUCCACGUGAACUACACGCAGCCCCUGGUGGCCGUGAAGUUCCUGAAUGUGACCCCCAACGUGGAGGUGAACGUGGAAUGUCGCAUCAAUGCAGCCAACAUCGCCACCAACGAUGAGCGGGACAAGUUCGCCGGCCGCGUGGCCUUCAAACUCCGCAUCAACAAAACCUGAGGCCCCUUCCUCCCGUCCCCAUCUCUUUCCUGUGGAUGCUUCUGGAAUGUCCCUGACCCUGCCUGAUCCCUCCCUCACCCACCCCAAAGGUAUUUUUUAUAACAGAGCUAUGACUUGUUUGAGCCUCACACCCUUUUUCUUUACUUGUGAACCCCACCUGACGGCCAUUGUGAUUCCCAGCCUUCAGUUCCCCCCCUUCCUCUCCCGAUUCUAGCUCGGUCAGAGGCAGGGAGACGGGAUCCCAGGACGGCCCCAGAGGAGUUAGGAGCCCUUCUGCUUCUGGUUUAGCUGUGAGUGGGGUGUCUCCACCCCUCCUGUCCCCAGAGAGCCAUAGAAAAUGCCCGCCCGCCCACCUCCACUGCCCUCACACUCACCACCUCCUCUCUCUCUCUCUCUCUCUCUCACACACACACACACAUCUCAGUUCACCCCGACCUUGCAGACACUCCAUUCACCUUUCUCCGUCUCUCCCGCACUUUUCUGCCUCAUCUACACAGUCCCUGUCUUGGUGGCUUUUGAUGUAUCUGGCUCCUCCUCCUUGGCUGUGACAGGUCUGUCCCCGCCUCCUCUCCAGCCCCAUUCCCUCCUCUGAAAGACAACUGUUUUGUAAUCGAGGAUAAGGUGGCUCUGUGGCCUUUUCCCUGUUUUCUGACACAUUUGUCUUCCCGCCCCCUGGUGACGGCGUGCGCUGGGAACAAGGGUCUGGAAGAGGAGUCCCUGUUGGUUCUUCUUGAAAAUUCUCUUCCUGUCACCCAAAUAGGCACUCCUCAGAGGGAUGGGGUUGACCUGGGCUGAAAAUCCACUUUGUUUUUGCCGAUGGCUCACUUCUCCCUGUUUGUUUUCCCAGAAUAUCCUUCAAGUUCCACUUCCCCGGAGCCCUGGGGGAGGGGCAGCCAUUUUGGCUGGGUCCCCAGUGGCCACCUUGGAAACGUCAGCUGGCUAUGGGACUAUUCCACCUCCUUCCCCCCGGGACCCAGAGCUACCCCCACCAUCCUCUCUCUGGUUUCUCUUAGCACGUUAUCAACUAACCACUAACUCCUUCCCUCUCCUCCGCAUGUCAGCCUGAACGUUGCAAAUAGCCCCUCAGUCUAGGCUCUGAAUGUCUCGGCCCCGUCUUCCUCAGACCCC
Molecule: messenger RNA, 2629 nt
Organism: Ailuropoda melanoleuca (giant panda)
Lineage: Eukaryota; Metazoa; Chordata; Mammalia; Carnivora; Ursidae
Gene: ATP1B2
Product: ATPase Na+/K+ transporting subunit beta 2
Exons: 8
Coding region: 599-1501 (300 amino acids)
Biological process (GO): intracellular potassium ion homeostasis; sodium ion export across plasma membrane; intracellular sodium ion homeostasis
Cellular component (GO): sodium:potassium-exchanging ATPase complex
Molecular function (GO): ATPase activator activity
Source: RefSeq, a predicted model, not a curated record